Messenger RNA from Theobroma cacao (cacao), 1387 nucleotides. RefSeq names its product GDSL-like Lipase/Acylhydrolase superfamily protein. The record is from RefSeq and is a predicted model, not a curated record. NCBI's taxonomy places the organism in Eukaryota, Viridiplantae, Streptophyta, Magnoliopsida, Malvales, Malvaceae. Gene Ontology annotation, molecular function: hydrolase activity, acting on ester bonds.
CGAAAGGUUCUAAAGAGUAAAAAACGCCCAUAGACAAUGGCUACCCUCUCAAUAUUACAUUUUUCAUUGCAGAAGAUCCUCAUCACCGUCAACACAAUCUUCCUCCUAUCUUCUUCUUUGCCUUCUGCUUCUGCCAUAACUCCUUUUAAGAAGAUCUAUGCCUUUGGUGACUCUUUCACUGACACUGGCAACACGGGUUCCCUCACCGGUCCCACAGGCUUUGUUCAUGUUUCCAACCCUCCCUAUGGCACCACCUUCUUUCAUCACCCUACGAACCGUUACUCUGAUGGACGGCUAGUGAUUGACUUCGUGGCUCAAUCAUUGUCUUUGCCUUUCUUGCCGCCCUACCGUAAGAGCAAAGGCAACACGACUUAUGGGGUGAACUUUGCCGUGGCUGGCUCAACAGCAAUAAAUCAUGCUUUCUUUGCCAAGAACAACCUUUCUCUUGAUAUCACUCCUGAAUCAAUCCAAACUCAACUGAUUUGGUUUGACAAGUACUUGGAGAGUCAAGGUUGUAAAGGGCCAGAGUCAGGCCCUGAGUGCAAAGAAGGAUUGGAUGAUGCUUUAUUUUGGAUUGGUGAAAUUGGUGUCAACGACUAUGCCUAUACUCUUGGAUCAACUGUAUCAGAUGACACUAUCCGGAAACUUGCUAUCUAUAGUCUUACCGAGUUUUUACAGUCAUUGCUGAAGAAGGGUGCAAAAUAUGUUGUUGUCCAAGCUCUGCCUACAACAGGAUGCCUACCACUGGCCAUGACACUGGCUCCUUCGGAUGACAGAGACGAUAUAGGCUGUGUGAAGAGCGUGAACAACCAAAGCUACACCCACAAUCUAGUCCUCCAAGCUAAGUUAUCCGAUCUCAGGCAGCAGUUUCCCCAAGCUGUCAUUGCUUAUGCUGAUUAUUGGAAUGCCUAUCGCACGGUCAUGAAGAAUCCAGAGAAGUAUGGAUUCAAAGAGAGCUUCAAGGCAUGCUGUGGAACAGGUGAUCCCUACAACUUUGAUGUGUUUAAUACAUGCGGCACGCCAUCUGUCACUGCUUGCUCAAACCCCUCUGAACACAUCAACUGGGAUGGAGUGCACCUCACUGAAGCUAUGUAUAAGGUGGUUGCUGACAUGUUCCUCAAUGGAAAUCUCAGUAAUCCUCCAUUCAAAUCCUUGCUGGAAAGAAAACAGCAGAAGCCAUGAAAGCACGAAACUCUUUGCCUUCGAAAUUGCCUUGAUACUAUUUCUUGUUGAUUGUACCUUUACAGUUCACUUGUGAGAUAAAUUCUCUGCCGGAAGCUUUACUCGAGUUCUCUCGUUUCAACAGUACAAUUGAUAUGCUCAAAAGUCAAAACCUAUAGCGAGCUAUGGACUUGCUAUAUGGCAAUGGCAGAAACUUCCUCUGAUA